This is a messenger RNA of Cucurbita maxima (winter squash), 630 nucleotides long. RefSeq lists its product as uncharacterized. The transcript has a single exon. NCBI's taxonomy places the organism in Eukaryota, Viridiplantae, Streptophyta, Magnoliopsida, Cucurbitales, Cucurbitaceae. The record is from RefSeq and is a predicted model, not a curated record. Bases 1 to 630 code for a protein of 209 amino acids.
AUGGAAAUUGAGCCGAUUCGGCCGGCAGUGAAGAAGAAGCUAUGGAACGUGUUGAGAGCGGUUGUGUUCAUGUUGAGGAAAGGGCUAAACAAAAGCAAGAUUGUGUUCGAUCUUCAUUUAAUGCUCAAACGAAGCAAACUCGCAGGAAAAGCGAUGGCAAAUCUCGUGGAAUUUCAUCACGGAUCUGCUUUCAGUUGCCAAACGAUUGACAUCGCCAAUUCCUACAUCUCAACGCGCGAUUACGAAUUCAGUUGCAGUAACAGUCCUGCGUAUCCGUUCCGUUACUUCAACAAACAUCGAAAACACCAAAACCGCCAUUAUUUCCCCAAAUCUUACCGCUACGACGAUUUCUCCACCGUUACGGCCGUCCAGAGAGUUCUUGAUAUUCUUCAUAGCGAUCAGAAAUCUGAGGCGUCGCCGUUAGUGCCGUUGCCUGGAUUUGGAAAGAGUCCGCUAGUUGUACGGCAGUUGCGUGUUACAGAUUCACCGUUUUCUCUCAAGGACGACAGUGACAGUCAGAUCGUCGAUAAAGCAGCCGAGGAAUUCAUCAAGAAGUUCUACACAGAUCUACGGCUGGAGAAAAGCUUAGCAGCUUAUGAAUCGCCGUUUCGGAACACACUGUGCCGAUGA